This is a messenger RNA of Astyanax mexicanus (Mexican tetra), 4275 nucleotides long. RefSeq names its product membrane bound O-acyltransferase domain containing 2a (gene mboat2a). NCBI's taxonomy places the organism in Eukaryota, Metazoa, Chordata, Actinopteri, Characiformes, Acestrorhamphidae. The transcript has 13 exons. Gene Ontology annotation, molecular function: acyltransferase activity. The coding region runs from base 188 to 1687 and encodes 499 amino acids. The record is from RefSeq and is a predicted model, not a curated record. Gene Ontology annotation, biological process: lipid modification. Gene Ontology annotation, cellular component: membrane.
CACUUCACUGACUGAGAGCUGUUGCGCGUCUGACAACACUGAACAGAUCCAGCAAGAGCAUCGGAGCUCAGAAUAGAGGAGAGGAGAGGAGGAUAGACACGCAGUGAGAGAGAGAGAGGGGAUUCCUGUUGGGAUUUUACUAAACGGGGGUUUGGAUCAUUGGUCUGGAGGGGGUCCACGGAGAACCAUGGCUACGGAAACCACGUCCUGCACGGGCUCUACUGUACUGCAGCCCAUCAGUGAGAUGAUCGACCUCCCCCUAGACCAGGUGAACUUCGUGGUGUGCCAGCUCUUCGCCCUCUUCACAGCCUGCUGGUUCCGACUCUAUCUGCACCCCAGCAAAACCAGUCCCUUUAUCCGCCAUGUGGUGGCCACACUCUUGGGCUUCUACUUGGCUCUCUUCUGCUUUGGCUGGUAUGCCUUACACUUUUUGGUCCAGAGUGGACUCACAUACGGCAUCAUGAUCUUCACUGGGCUGGAGCAUAUGCACAGAUACUCUUUUGUGGUUGCCCUUGGAUACCUCAUGCUCUGCCAGAUCACCAGGGUCUAUGUAUUCGACUAUGGCAUGUACUCAGCAGACUUCACAGGACCUAUGAUGGUAAUCACGCAGAAGAUCACCAGCCUGGCGUUUGAGAUUCACGACGGUCUCACCAAGAAGGAGGAGCAUCUAAAGCCCAGUCAAAAGUAUCUCGCUGUAAGGAAGAUGCCCAGUUUACUGGAGUAUUUGAGUUACAACUGUAAUUUCUUGGGCAUCCUGGCGGGACCUACGUGUUCCUACAAUGACUACAUAGCCUUCAUCGAGGGUACGGGCUACCAGCACAAACACCUGGAAUCCAAUGGCAAGGAGAAUGGCAAAUGCAAGCAAAGCGAUCCGUCUCCCAAGAGAGAUGUAAUCCUGAAGAUGAGCACCUGCGCUCUGUGCCUGCUGGUCUACCUGACCUUCUAUAGGAUUUGUCCUGUGGAUCGCGUCAUCCAAGACCCUUAUUUCACCUCGCAGCCCUUCUACCUGCGGGUCCUCUACCUCUACCUGUCCAUGCUGAGCCUACGGCCCAAGUACUACUUUGUGUGGACGCUGGCUGAUGCCAUCAACAAUGCUGCCGGUUUUGGCUUCAACGGCUACAACAAAGACGGCACUCCAAAAUGGGACAUGAUUUCAAACUUGAGAAUACUGGACAUAGAGUUUGCAACAAGCUUCAAGUCGUUUCUUGAUAACUGGAACAUUCAGACAGCACUGUGGCUGAAAAGGGUGUGUUAUGAGCGUUGUCCGUACCAUCCGACAGCAGCCACAUUCCUGCUCUCUGCCAUGUGGCACGGAGUGUACCCAGGAUACUACCUCACCUUCGUCUCAGGCAUCGGCGUGACGCUAGCAGCCAGAGCAGUGAGACACAACGUGAGGCAGCACUUCCUGGGCUCCUCUACGCACAAGCUGAUCUACGACGUGAUCACGUGGGCCAGCACGCAGAUCGCUAUUUGCUACACAGUUGUGCCAUUCGUGGUGUUAGCUGUAGGACCUUCAUUGAGAUUCUACUGGUCGUGGUACUUCUGUCUCCAUCUGGCGUGCGUGAUACUCAUCCUGGCCCUCCCGGUGAAACGCAGAUCAUCGCGUGAGAAAGCUCAGGAGAAGCAGAGUCCAGCUCAGAACUCCAUCACAGACAGCAACUGCAACCAGAAGGAGAAAACCACAUGAGGUCCUGCAUCCCCCGUCCACCUCCCGCCCCUCAAACAACGCUGUGGAGAACUCCAAAACCAAGACUGAGAGAAACGAGCGUCAGCCAUUUUUCUCACUACAAACCCAACCAGGCAGGAUGUUACCACAGCAUAGACUACAGACAAAAUAACAGACAAACAAACAAACAAACAAACAAGUGUGGCGACCCUGCUGGAGCAGCGCCGGGGCUAAUUGCGCUUCGAUUCGGGGACAUUAAUUGGUCAAAGUGAUUUGCAAAUGGGAGGAAAGUGAUCGGGGAGUAAUGGAGCUUAAUGAAUACAAACAAAUCUGAAGUUGCCUUAAAAACCCUCAGCGGACUUUGGCUUGGGAGAUUUGUUGCUUGUGGAAGGAACAUUCGCUGCACUAAGGCCAGCUCUCACAAGUACUUAGAGGGUUUUUUUGCCAUCGUCCGUUCAACAAUGUACCCUUCGUGCGGCAGAGUUCUUCUUAAAAUAACAAUUGGGGGGGGGGGGGGGGGGAUUGAUAAAGGAGGAACAGGAGUACAUUGUUUAUGUAAUGCCAAUCUCUCAUAGGCCUUAGGUUCCUGUCUUUCACGUUAUCUUUUCCUUUUCGUCUGGCUAAUCGAUCCAUAUCUGCUGCUGUAUCAGGGGAGGGGGGGUCAGCUACAUUUAUUUUAAGCCAGGGUUUAAAGGACUGUCUGUCUUAUUUUUGUUUUUAAUUGUUAUCAAUCUAAUUCUGGUUUUGAUUAAGGGCUUUCCAUUUGUUUUUUUUAUUGUUGGUUUCCUUAGGGCUCAGUUCACGGUUUCAGUUCAGUUCACAAGCUUUCUAUAAGUAUUACAUUACAUUGCCGUCAGCCAGCAUCACAGGAAGCUCACUGGACCAUACGAUAUCAGAGUAUCUUAAAACAAGGCAUUUGCUAUGAAUAUGUAUGUUUUACAGUAUGAUACAUCAUGGUUGUGUUAGUGCUAUAUAUUAGAAUGCGUGUUACAUGUUUCCAUAGCUGUAAUUGGAAGGAGAAGACCCUUGUUGUACCUUUGUUUACUAAGACUACAGAUUGUCGCUGUCAUAAAAAAGCUUGUGUCUAUUUUUUAUAUAUAAUAUUUACUGCGCUUUUAAUGCAGUUUAAUAGAAAAAUAUUUAAGAUUCUGGGACUAUUUUUGUGAGGCUAUUCAUCGUGAAUUUUGUCUAAUUUAAUUAAAUAUUACAACCCCGAAUUAGAAACACUGGGACAGUAUAAAAAAAAGAAUUAAAUUAAUAAAUAAAAGAAGAAUAAAAAAACAGUGUUUCCAACAUUUACACCUACACUUCGACUUUCAUUGCAGACAGUAUACUACACAUAUGCCACUUAAAACUUUGCUAUAGCCCUAUGUGGAAGGGAUUAGUUUCUCUAGGGUAAUUUUCUGUUAUAGGGGGUUAUAGGGGGUGAUUUUAUUCCCGUCCGGGACGACCAUGUAUCUGUAUGUGUUUUCCCAAACGUCCUCUGAGAAAAUUAAAGGCAGAUUUACCCACUGUUUUUCGCUAAACUCCGGGGUCCUCCGGUAAUUUUAGUCCCCUUCAGACAGACAUCUCUGAGUUUCUUCUCCUUGCAUUUAAUAAAAUAGCUAUUUGUCCACUGGCCUUCCAGUGCUGGGGUCAUGGGUUCAAGUCCCUAUCUGAAGGGUGGUUUCCAUGUUAUCCCUGUAUUCCUCUGGGCUCUUCCUGGGACUCCGGUUUCCUCCUACAAUCCAAAAACACAGAGACCAUGUAAAUUGGAUAUUCCAUAUUGCCCCAAAAAAAUCCUCCUCAGUGUCCGAUGUAGUCAUCUAGGUGGACAGUGGUUUCCAGUUGAGAGUAUGCUUUGUGUGAUUUGCUGCUGCUUCUUAGUGGGUUGUGUUGAUUAGUAAUUGUGUGUAAAAUGUAAUAGUAAGUGUCCUUACAAUUACAUUCUACAAUUACAUUCCUUACAAGUAAGUACAUGGACAAAACUUAUUUAAAAAUCUUAUCAUACCGUCUGCAAUGAAAAAAAAAAGUCAAGUAAAUGUAAGUAAGAAACACUAAUAUUUUUUAUUUGCAUUUUCAAUACUGUUCUUUUUUCUGAUCAUAAAACAUAAUAAAUAAACUUAAGAGUGGACAGAAUUUAGGGUAUGAGGUUUUAAUAUGACAGCGACAUUAUCUGUUGUGUUUUUUGUUUUUUUUUAUGACUGUUGUUUUACACUUGCCGUGAUAUGACAUGACCACAUAGCUUACUACUAUUAAGCAAGCAUUAUUUUACGUAUGGAUUCAGUUCUUCAUGGGCCCUAAGGAAACCUCCAAAGAUUAUUUUACUCUUUAAUCAUAAUCUGUGCUUUAUUAAGUUUUAUUUUGUUUUUUACUGAAAAUUGCUUUUAACAAAGAGCAAAGGUCUUGCUCAUACAGUGUACAGCUCAAAUAUUUUGUACAUGUAUUUUGCAGCUGGAAAAUGAAUGUCUUCAAUAUGAGGUGAAGGAACAGCUAAAAUCAGUGCUAAGUUGUUUCUGGUGGGUGUUGUUUAUAAAAGGGAAUUUGAUAGGGUGAAUAACUGAGAGUGUGAGUGUGAGCAAGACCUUUUGCUGUGAAGCUUAAAUAACACUAAGUGUUUUUUUUUUUUU